AUGAACCUGCCGCUUUCCGCGGUCCAGGUCGUCGCGCAGCUCGGUGCCGGCUUCUUGACGAGCAAGAUUCCGGGCUCGAGGCUGCAUAUUGCUACGGCCGCUAUGGUUCCGCCGAUCAUUGGCACGCUGCUGAUCAACCAGCUCCACCUGGACAACAAAUGGGGUCGUCUCGCCGGCGUGUAG
This is a messenger RNA of Colletotrichum navitas, 183 nucleotides long. RefSeq lists its product as uncharacterized. NCBI's taxonomy places the organism in Eukaryota, Fungi, Ascomycota, Sordariomycetes, Glomerellales, Glomerellaceae. The record is from RefSeq and is a predicted model, not a curated record. The transcript has 2 exons. Bases 1 to 183 code for a protein of 60 amino acids.